GGCAUUGAAAGAUUAGAUAGCCGUGAGUCAUUAUACUCAGUAUAACUAUAAACGGUAACAAAUAAUGAGAGUAGUUUAUACCAAGUGCGCGAACAGUGCUAUUGAUUUGUGGAAAUUAUGGAAAAAUUAAUUAUCCUCUUCGCCGCGGCUGUUUGCGUUUCGGGUGCAUUCGUGCCCGUUACGCAAAUGCAGGGAAGAAUUGCUAACGGACAACUCGCUGCCGCGUCACAAUUUAACUACUCGAUUUCUCUACAAUUAAUAUCCGAAGUGGGUAACUACAGCACAGGUCACAGUUGUGGUGGAGUUCUUGUGACGCUCUCCCAUGCUUUGACUGCCGCGUCCUGCACUUUUAAUCGCUCGUCCGGGGAGCUGAUCCCGUUCGACGCCAGCGAGUUCAGAGUUUUCGCCGGCGGUGUUAAUCUGACUAAUCAGUAUCCCGACCUUUUCCGAGACGUAGCCAACUACACUGUACAUCCACAAUUCGUGCCACCACCAGCGAGCAUCAACGACAUUGCAGUCCUCACUCUUGUCGCGCCGUUCUUGGCGACGCUAGUGACCCCACUAGCCUUACCUUCUUCCAACUUUGCACCUGCCGAUAUGUCACCCUGCAUUCUUGCUGGAUGGGGAAGCUCAACUCACAAUGAGACUGGUUUGAGGUUCACCAACAAGUACAUCUACAAUCAAGCUCUUUGUACUAGUGUCUUCGCUUCCUUGCCCAGCACUAGUAACAUAUUCAAUACCAUGGUUUGUGCCGCAUCCCUGGAUAUCGUCUCUGCGGGAUGUCCGGAUGACACUGGAAGCGCAUUGGUUUGCGACAACCAGCUGACUGGCAUCUUGUUCCACACAAACAAUUGCAACGGAACUUCUUUUCCAGAACUAUACACGAGAGUGUCUAACUACACCUCGUGGGUUCGUUCUGUGACUGGUGGUGCUUCUUCUUUCAAGCCUGCUCUUAACAUCUUGGCUAUGCUUACAGCUUUCCAAAUUAUAUUCAUGAAAAUUAUUUCCUAAUGUGAUUAAUGUAUCUGUUAACUUUGUGAUAUUGUGUAUAUGUGCUUAUUUAUAAAUAAAUUUAUUUAAGAUAUUUCAAAAUAUUCACUAAACUU
Molecule: messenger RNA, 1106 nt
Organism: Manduca sexta (tobacco hornworm)
Lineage: Eukaryota; Metazoa; Arthropoda; Insecta; Lepidoptera; Sphingidae
Product: trypsin beta-like
Exons: 7
Coding region: 118-1011 (297 amino acids)
Biological process (GO): proteolysis
Molecular function (GO): serine-type endopeptidase activity
Source: RefSeq, a predicted model, not a curated record